AUUUCCUUGACUUGGGAUUUAGACAGAGAGGGUCAGCACAGCAAUGGCACUCACUCGGAUACAAACAAAGGUUUACAAGCCCAUGGCUAAACUAGAGGGUCUCGGGAAGAUUCAUCAUGUUACAGCCUGUCAGUCAAACAAAAUCAAUGAUGUCAAAGGGGAUCUUUUCAGCUGUCCUUCUACAGACUCCCUUGCCCACUGUAUCAGUGCUGACUGUCGUAUGGGAGCUGGGAUUGCUUUGCAGUUUAAGAAAAGAUUCAAAAGAGUUGAAGAACUGAAAAGUCAAAAUAAGAAGAAAGGUGAUGUUGCAGUUUUGGAACAUGGAGGAAGAUAUAUUUACUACCUGAUUACAAAGGAUAAAGCAUCAGGAAAGCCAACAUACGAGGAUUUUACUCUAAGUCUACAAGCCAUGAAACAACAUGCUGUGUGUAAUAAUGUUACUAGACUUUCCAUGCCUAGAAUUGGAUGUGGCUUAGAUCGCCUCGAGUGGAAAGAGGUCUUCUCUAUUUUACAGGAAACCUUCAGAGACACAAACAUACAGAUCUCUGUCUAUACCCUGUGACUUAAUGGCGCUGCUGACAACGUUGAUGCUAUGGUAUUCAUAAAACAGUCGAGAUUCAAUCACUUUUUACUUGUUUGUAAAUAUUGUAAUUAAAUACAUGAUCUGGCCCUUUAUACAGCAAGAAUGAAUAUGAUACUGAAAACCUAAAGCUGUUUAAGAAAGUGGACAUCAAUCAUUUGUAUUAUUCACGACAGUGUCCAUUUUUCUCCAUGGCCAGUUCUAUCCCAGCCUACCAGUAAUAAUGUUCAGAAGAAAUUUGUCUAGAACGAACUAGCAGAAUAGUUAGAUAUAUUUAGAGAGAGAUUAAGGCUACAUCUACUUUUACCUCCCUCGUCCACACGUACUCUCAUAACCAAAACCACCUUUUUCAACACUUUUAAAUCCCUACUAUGCCUUGCUGCAAACCACCAAACACGAACCACACAAGCCAAGUUUAUUUUUAUUUAUUUUUUCAUAUUACUUUAUUGACAAAAUUAGGUAUGGCAUCUUCCCUCCUUCACCCACAAAUUCACUUUGAGAAGAGAAGGUUUCUACAAGACUUCUAUCUUCUCACAACAUCACUCUCUCUACCCCUAUCUCUCUUAAUGGAAAAGAUGUGUCAAAACACAUCCAGACCCAAACUACUAUCCAGCUAAAAAAUGCCCAGAAUAGUCCAAUUGAUACUGUGCACACCUAGGCUACAUAGUAUCAAUGUUUGUAUUCCUGACACUAUAGCGCUCCAAUCUCCUUUUCUCCACAGUCUUCUUUUUCUUCUGACACUGUCUUCUCUCCUCCAUGGCUCCUUCUGCUCUUUUACCUUUCUGCUACUUUCUGCUUAUUUUGCUUCCCCUUCUGCUCCUUUCUCUUUCUGAUGCCUUUCUGCUCCUUGCAACACUUUUCUGCUUCUUCUCCUACUUUACCUUUGUGCUCCUUCUGAUUCUUUCGGCUCCUUUACCUUUGUGCUCCUUCUGAUUCUUUCGGCUCCUUUACCUUUGUGCUCCUUAUGUCCCUUUCUGCUGUUUGCAGUCCCUUCCUGCUAAUUUCUGCUCCUACUUUACGUUUGUACUCCUUCUGCCCCUUCAGGCUCACUUCUGUUCCUUCUACUACUACUACUACUACUACUACUUUACCGUUGUGCUCCUUGCUGACCCUUCUUGCUCCUUGCUGACCCUUCUUGCUCCUUAUUGCUCCUUCUCCCCUUCUCUACCUUUUGUGCUCCUCGCUGUCCCUUUCUACUCCUUGAUGUCCCUUCCUGCUCAUUUCUGUUUCUUCUCCUUUCUGCUCCUUCUCUUAUUUUACCUUCCUGCUCCUUGCUGACCCUUUCUGUAGGCUACCUCCCCCCAUCACUCACCUGAUCUAUAGGCUGUCUUCCUCCCCCCCCAUCCCUCACUUACUUGAUCUGUAGGUGGAUCCCCCAU
Messenger RNA from Pelobates fuscus (common spadefoot toad), 1959 nucleotides. RefSeq names its product O-acyl-ADP-ribose deacylase 1 (gene OARD1). The coding region runs from base 44 to 562 and encodes 172 amino acids. The record is from RefSeq and is a predicted model, not a curated record. Gene Ontology annotation, biological process: peptidyl-glutamate ADP-deribosylation. Lineage: Eukaryota; Metazoa; Chordata; Amphibia; Anura; Pelobatidae. The transcript is spliced from 6 exons.